Messenger RNA from Apus apus (common swift), 3090 nucleotides. Its product is annotated as membrane primary amine oxidase-like. Bases 109 to 2391 code for a protein of 760 amino acids. Gene Ontology annotation, biological process: amine metabolic process. The transcript has 4 exons. Gene Ontology annotation, molecular function: copper ion binding; quinone binding; primary methylamine oxidase activity. Gene Ontology annotation, cellular component: plasma membrane. The record is from RefSeq and is a predicted model, not a curated record. Lineage: Eukaryota; Metazoa; Chordata; Aves; Apodiformes; Apodidae.
CAACCAAACCCAGCCUCUUCUGUUGUUGGAUAGCUGGGAGAACUCUGCAGCUGGAAAGCCGCCCUGCUCGGCUGCAGGAGCACCAGUGCCUCAGGGCCAGCAGCAGACAUGAACGUGAAGACGGUGCUCGUCCUGCUCGUUCUGGCUCUAGCCACGAUCUUUGCCUUAGUCUGUGUGCUGCUGACCAGAGGAAGGGCCCCCAGCCCGUGCCAGCACCAGCCCCCGGCGCAGGAGGACACCGGUGACGGCCAGAGCCUGGUCUUUGCUGAUCUGACCCCCGAGGAGAUGGUGCAAGUGGUGCGGUACCUGCAGGGGCACCUCGGGGUGCAGCUGGUGGACGCCUCGCGUGCCAAGCCCUCCGACAGCUGCAUCGCCUCGGUGGACGUGCAGGUCCCUGCCAAGGCGGAGGUGCUGCAGUUCCUGGACAAGGGGGGGGCUCGCCCCCCCCGGGAGGCGCUGGCUGUGCUGUACUUUGGGAACCAGCCGGACCCCAAUGUCACCGAGUACGUGGUGGGUCCGCUGCCGACACCGGCAUAUCACCGGGACGUCACGGUGCAGAAGUACGGGGGGAAGGUGCCCUACCACCGCAGACAUGUCACCGGCAAGGAGUACAUGGAUAUCAAUGCUCUCAUCCAGCGGGAGUUGAGAAAGGCACGGCGCUUCCUGGCUGCAUGCUGCGAGUCCGACGGGACCGACCUGGCCAUCCUCACCACGGCCCCACGGGGCUUCAAGUCUGGCGACCGCACGACCUGGUUUGUCCUCUUCCACAAUGUGGCAGGCACUGGCUACUACCUCUCACCAGUGGGUCUGGAGGUGCUGGUGGAGCAUGGGGACCUCCAUGUCUCCCAGUGGCAGCUGCGCAAAGUCUUCUACAACGGCCAGUACUUUCCCAGCACAGGGGAUCUGGAGAAUGCAUUUGUGGCCAACAUGCUGGAGGUUGUGAGGAUCAAGAAACCCCUGGCUGAAGUGGUGCUGGGCUCAAUGAGACCCCGGCGCCCGCCUGGCUCCAUGGGGCCACUGCAGUACGAGCCCCUGGGUCCCCGCUACAGUGUCCGGGAUAACCAUGUCACCUUCCAGGGCUGGAGCAUCACCUUUGGCAUGAGCCCCAACUCUGGCCCACGCCUCUUUGACAUCAGGUUCCGUGGGGAGAGGAUUAUCUACGAGCUGAGUCUCCAGGAAGCCUUAGCUCUGUAUGGCUCGAACUGCCCAGGGGGCAUGUCAACUCGCUACCUCGAUGGGAGCUUCGGCAUUGGCAGGUUUGCCUACGAGCUCGUCCGUGGCCUUGACUGCCCCUACACAGCGACCUACAUGGACCAGCACUACUUGGCAGAGUCAGAGACCCCCAAAACCAACCAAAACUCACUCUGCAUUUUUGAGCAUGAUGCUGCUCUCCCUCUGCGGCGCCACUUCUCUGACUCGCAGUCCUUGUACUACGGUGGGCUGCGGAAAAACACCCUGGUCAUCCGUGCCAUCUCCACCCUCAUCAACUACGACUACAUCUGGGACUUCAUGUUCCACAGCAGUGGGGCUGUGGAGGUCCGGGUGCAUGCCACUGGCUACAUCAGCUCCUCCUUCUUCUAUGGUCAAGGCACUGAUUAUGGCAACAGGGUUGGUCCACACACGCUGGGGACGAUGCACCUCCACCACAUGCACUACAAGGUGGACCUGGAUGUUGACGGGCAGCUGAACUCUGUGGAGACCCAGGAUAUGAGUUAUGAGCUUGUGAAAGAUCCUUGGAGCAUGCAGAACACCAUGGAGAGGCUGUACCUCCGGAGGGAGAGGUUGGAGAGGGAGGAUGAGGCAGCCUUCCCGCUCCAGGCCCCCCUGCCCCGCUACCUCUCCUUCACCAGCCCCAAGCCCAACAAGUGGGGGCAUCCACGCAGCUAUCGGCUCCAGAUCACCAGCUCUGCCGGGGAGCACCUGCCUGCCAGCAGCUCCAUGGAGAGGGCCAUCAGCUGGGGCAGGUACCAGCUGGCUGUCACCCGGAGGAAGGAGGAGGAGCCCACCAGCACCAGCAUCUACAACCAGAAUGACCCCUGGACACCAACUGUUGCCUUCGCCGACUUCAUCAACAACGAGACCAUCACCAACGAGGAUCUGGUUGCCUGGGUAUCUGUGGGGUUCCUGCACAUCCCCCAUGCUGAAGAUGUCCCCAACACGGUGACCGUGGGCAACGGUGUCGGCUUUUUCCUGAGGCCCUACAACUACUUUGAUGAAGACCCCUCAGUGGACUCGCCUGACAGCAUCUACUUCAGUGAGGCGCAGGAUGUGGGUGCAUGUGGGACCAACCAGCUGGCCUGCCCACCCCCCUCCUGCGCCCCCCACCUGCCCCGCUUCCGCUACGGGGGGUUCCUCAACCUCAGCCUGGCCCCACCGCCCAAUGGGCUCUGAAGGAGACAGGGAUGGGGCCACCACUGCCCCUGUCCCUGUGGGUGUGGGUUGUCUGAGGGACAGCUGGGGGGUCCAGCCGUGGGCACAGGCUGGUUCUGCCGCCAGGACUUGCUCUCCACAUCCCCAGCAUGUUGCAUGCUCAGGGUCAGGUUUUCAGAGCAGCUCAGCUCUCAUUUUGGCACCACAAUACUGCUGAAGAUGAGCUCAAAGCCUCUGGAAAACAGCCCCUGGCAGUGAUUUUGAGAGACUCCAUCCAUGCUGCCACCAGAAGUGCUGUGUGAUGCCUACAGCCACUCCCCUCCUCUGGCACCGGGUGCCUGCUGCCUCCCCAAGGUAGGUGUGUGCACGCAGGGUGGUGGUACUGGCAGGGCUGGGCACUGCAUAGAGCCACAGCUCCCCUUGGAUUUGUGGUCCACAGCGAGGCUGUGCCCAGGUUGGCCUAGUGUGGUAGUGUGGUGGCCAACGGCUCCAGACACCCAAAAUAUCCACCCUGGCCUCAUGGCCACCGUGGGUCCGGGGCUGCUGAGACCCAGGUGAUGCUGAGUUCUGGCUACUGUGGCAGUACCAGGCUCUGGGGUCAGGGACAAGGGACAGGGGCAGCAGGAGGAGCAUCCUGCAGGGCUGUAGGAUGGGCACUCCCCAGGCUGGGCUGCCCCAUAUCCAACCCUCCCCAAUAAAGAGCUCCUGGAGCCUUUUCUG